Messenger RNA from Melospiza georgiana, 1651 nucleotides. RefSeq names its product FYVE, RhoGEF and PH domain containing 2 (gene FGD2). Gene Ontology annotation, cellular component: cytoplasm. Bases 57 to 1448 code for a protein of 463 amino acids. Lineage: Eukaryota; Metazoa; Chordata; Aves; Passeriformes; Passerellidae. The record is from RefSeq and is a predicted model, not a curated record. Gene Ontology annotation, molecular function: guanyl-nucleotide exchange factor activity. The transcript is spliced from 12 exons. Gene Ontology annotation, biological process: cytoskeleton organization; filopodium assembly.
CAGAGCUGGUGAAAGAAGCCAAAACUGGGAAGACGGUCCCAGAGGAGGUGGUGAAGAUGAUCUUUUCCAACAUCUCCUCCAUCUACCAGUUCCAUGCUGAGUUCUUCCUGCCAGAGCUGCAGAAGCGCAUGGAGGAUUGGCACCGCAACCCCCGCAUCGGAGAUGUCAUCCAGAAGCUGGCACCCUUCCUCAAGAUGUACGGGGAGUACGUCAAGAACUUCGACAAGGCCGUGGAGCUCAUCACUGCCUGGUCAGAGAAAUCACCGCCCUUCCAGGAGCUCAUUGCUGACAUCCAGAAGAGGAAGGUCUGUGCUAACCUGACGCUGCAGCACCACAUGCUGGAGCCUGUGCAGAGGAUCCCGCGCUACGAGCUCCUCCUCAAGGAUUACGUGCGGAAACUCCCGCCCCAGUCCCCCGACAGGGGCGAUGCUGAGAAGGCCCUGGAGAUGAUUUUUAUGGUGGCCAAGCACUCCAAUGCAGCCAUUGCUGAGAUGGAACGGCUGCAGAACCUCUGGGUGGUCUAUCAGAGGCUGGGCCUCGAGGAUGACAUCGUGGAUCCCUCCAAUGAGCUGAUCAAGGAGGGGCCAAUCCAGAAAAUCUCCACCCGCAACAACAGCACGUCGGAGAAAUACCUGUUCCUGUUCAACAACAUGCUGCUCUACUGCGUGCCCAAGGUCAUCCAGGUGGGCGCCGAGUUCCAGGUCCACCUCCGCAUGGAUGUGGGGGGCAUGAAGGUGCGGGAGCUGAAGGACACUGAGUUCCCUCACACCUUUCUGGUUUCAGGAAAGCAGCGGACACUGGAGCUCCAAGCCAGGUCUGAGGAGGAGAUGAACGACUGGAUCCAGGCCUUCCAAGAUGCCAUUGACAGGAAGGAGAAGAGGAGUGAGACCUUUAAGACAGCAGUCCAUGGACUGGAGACAGACACCCCUGCACUGAAGGUGGUGUGUGCUCGCUGCUCUGACUACAAGGCUGAGCUGCAGUACGAUGGGAACCGCCCCAACCGCGUCUGCCAGGAGUGUUUCAUCUUCCUCACCGGCCACACGGUGCUGGAGGACCGCGAGGGGAAGCACAAAGGCAUCCUGGAGAAAGGAGCUGCAGAGGUAUCAAGCAGGAGUUUGCUCUGCAGUUCCCUGCAGCUGCUGGACAAGAACGGCAAGGGGGGCACGCGGGGCUGGUUCGUGAUCCCACAGGACGAUCCCCUCGUGCUCUACAUCUAUGCAGCCCCCCAGGACGUCCGAGCCCACACCUCCAUCCCCCUGCUGGGCUACCAGGUGCGGGACCUGCCCCAGAGCGAGUGCCGGCACCUGUUCCAGCUGGUGCAGUCCCGGCAGGUGUUCACCUUCGUGGCCGACACCGAGGAGCUCAAACGGCGCUGGAUGAAGGCCAUGGCGCGCUCUGCUGCGGGGAUCACCGAGGAGGAGGAGGAGGAUGAAGAUGAAGCAGAAUGAGGCCAUUCCCAGCCCUGUGCUGCCUUGGGGGGUCACACUCCCCCUGCCUGCUCUCACUGCUGCCUUUGGGCACCCCUGACAUCGCUGCGUUCUGGAUUUCCAUCGCCAUGGGGCAGGAUGGGGACGCGUUUGCCAGCACAUGGACAAAGCUGGGAUCCCCUUUUGCUCCCUGCUCACUCUCCGUGCUGGACAGAGCCCCUAGG